Molecule: messenger RNA, 1641 nt
Organism: Protomyces lactucae-debilis
Lineage: Eukaryota; Fungi; Ascomycota; Taphrinomycetes; Taphrinales; Protomycetaceae
Product: kinase-like domain-containing protein
Exons: 3
Coding region: 1-1641 (546 amino acids)
Biological process (GO): protein phosphorylation
Molecular function (GO): ATP binding; protein kinase activity; protein binding
Source: RefSeq, a predicted model, not a curated record
AUGUCGUGUGUGAGGGGACCACCUUCCACUCUACCAAUUGGCGAAGAGACUGUGAUUCCCCUUGGUCAGCACGUCCUUGAUGUCGCUCGAGACGACGGAGUAUACGCCACAUUGCACAUGCGCAGUCCAUUCGCGCAGGAUGUCGUGCUCUCCGUUGAGCAAGAGAAGCUCUAUCGUAUUGGCAGAGGACCCUCGUCCAACCUUGUGCUCACGGAUGCGCGCGUCUCUUGUACGCACUUUACCCUGCACAGCAUACGCGUGUCAGACUCGAUAGACAACCUGUGCUUCUUGACGGAUACUUCAAGUAAUGGCACCUACGUGCGCUAUGCCAUUCGGUCUCAUGGCUCACCCAACAGCACUCGCCUUGUUGGCAAAGACUGCUGUGUGCUCUUGUCAGAUGGAGACGACAUUGAGAUUAGGCAUGUUGCCACCUUUACCUUCAAGCAGCACUACCAGUACCCCGAAGCUGCUGCAAUAUUGCUCAAAGAUAUACGAGACGACUACAAAUCUGAUACAUGGUUGCUCAGCAAUCGCCUGAUUGGAUCAGGCAGCUUUGGUCAUGUCUUGAUGGCACACAAUUUGAAGACUGGUAAACAAGCAUGCUGCAAGAUCAUCAAGCAAUCUACGCGUCCACAGCAACUUCGAGCGCUCAAACGGGAAGUGGAAGUGUUGCAAGGUCUGUCGCACCCCAACGUCAUCAUGACGCUCGAGACAGCCAUCACAGACGCAUACUACUAUCUUUUCUGUGAAAUGCUGUGUGGUGGCGACUGCUUCUCCUAUUGGCAUGCUCCAACCAGUGACAAGUCUGAAAUCAUGGUCGCUUUUCUUGUCUACCAGGUUCUCGAGGCACUCGAUUAUCUGCACUCGCAGAAUAUUGUGCAUCGUGACUUGAAGCUAGAAAACAUCCUCAUGGCACACCACAAAGAUGCCUGUCGUGUUGUUUUGACGGAUUUUGGACUUGCACGUCGGAUUGAUACCGUCAAACAGGGGCGAGAUCGUAUGCUGUCUGUCGUGGGCACCGUCAAUUCAAUUGCCCCUGAGAUCCUCGAGGUGCAACCAACAUGGCCUGGCGCAGAGGCACGCCAGGGUUAUGGCGCUGAAGUGGAUCUUUGGAGUCUUGGAGUCUUGGUGCAUGAAAUCUUGCUCGAUUACUCACCUUUUGCCCUUGCACGCGACAUGACGCCAGCUGCACACAUGCAAGCCAUUGCCAGGCCUCUUGAUUUUGUGCCGCGUACGGAAGAUGGCAUGAUCCUGACGACAUUGGCAAAAUCAUUUCUGCUCGGCUUGUUACAGCCUGAUCCUGCGCAACGCAUGACAAUUCAGGAGGCAAAGGCGCAUCCGUGGCUGUCUCGACACACGAAGCCUUUUGAUGCACAAUACCACAAGCUUCUCGAGGCAUUGCCACAGUUUGGGAAGCACUCGUCUGAUCAAGUCUUUCAGACCCCUGCACCGAAGCGUAAAUUGGCGAUUGAGCACGUUUCGUCGGGUCUGCCAAGCGAUGAUCUCGUUUCAAGUCCCUGUAAGCGUUUGGUGCGGAAUGACAACAAGAGAAAACGACGCAUUCUGAUAGAAUUGGAUCCAAAUAGUGCAGAGAUGCAGUAUCGUGGCAGACGUCGUUGCCCUCCCAGCCCAGAAUUGUAG